Myxocyprinus asiaticus (Chinese sucker) is the source of this 5991-nucleotide messenger RNA. Its product is annotated as gap junction gamma-1 protein-like. The coding region runs from base 4238 to 5491 and encodes 417 amino acids. The record is from RefSeq and is a predicted model, not a curated record. Gene Ontology annotation, biological process: cell communication. The transcript has 4 exons. Gene Ontology annotation, cellular component: connexin complex. Lineage: Eukaryota; Metazoa; Chordata; Actinopteri; Cypriniformes; Catostomidae.
CGCCAAUUCUCAUUCGCCUUUUCUCAAAGAUCUGAGGUGUUUGGGGCUCCCAAGGGCGACCCCUAGUGUCACCACAUCGACACAACAUCGAGUGAGUGACAGAAGGGGAAUGCAGGUAAUUCGAAAGGGUUUACAUACUUUUUCUUGCCACUGAAAAUAGAUAAUUUUUUUUUCUUAACUGUGAAAGAAGUCAAUGGUUCCUGAAGUGGCAAGUAAACUGACAUCUGCCUAUAAGAACUGGCAGGUCAUGUUAUCCACCAGUGACGGCUUCUUAUAUCUUAUAUUAUCUUAUAUUCUUCUAAAUGUUUUGAGCUGUUUCAGGAAAAAUACCAAAUGCAGCCUUGUGGAGCAUAAAACAAUAUAGAUUCUGAAACAAUUGUUCCUUAAAACCGAUGCUUCUGAAAGGUGCACUCAGUAACUUUUGUCUUUGUGCCAUCUUGGACUUACACUGACACCUAGCAGCUUGGAUGCAGCAUCAUUUAAAAUAGUUUUCAGUUUCAGAUGCCAUUGUAGAGAUGUAAUAUUCACAGUCAGCCAUGAUUACUUUAAUCAAUAAAUGAAAGUGUCAAAUAAUAGGACGGUUACUGAGAUUAAGCGAGUAGAUUUCAGCUGGUCAUGUGAUUCUAACAUGGCAUCCCCCAUGUGCGGACCCUCUCAAUGUAGAAUAAAACAGCUUUUAUAAGGUUACUGAUAUGACUGGAGUCUUCAUUUUUAAUGUGAGUGGUAAUUAUUUCCUACAUAUAUUGCAAAAUUACAAUUAGUGUCUUUAGGAGUCAAACUUUUUUAAUGGGGAAAAAAAUAACUCAGUGCACCUUUAAAGCAAGACAAUGAUCUCAAACACAAACUGGAAUGGCUAAAAAAUAAAAAAUUUGAAUGUCUUACAUGGCCCAAACUGUAUUAUACUUAAAUGCUAUUACCUGUUAUAAAUGCUAAUUUUCUUGUGCCAGCUGUGCCUAGAUUCAGAUACCAAACUAGAAUUAUUUUGUUGCUAGGCACUUUCAGUUGUUGAUUCCUUCCCAACCCACUAUAUUAUAGUAUUUACCAGAUUUACUUUUCCAUAAGCAGGCGGGGUGAAGUACCCAUUGGUCAUCAUUAUAUAUGGGAUACACACUCAAGUGGCCUCCACCCACAGAUAUUUCUUGCAAGGGAAGCAAAGUUUUAGUAAACUCAUACAGAAAUAUGGAUAUAUGAACAUUUAUAGAAAAUUACAGUUAAUAUUUUUGGUCAGAGUACCCACAGCCUGGCUCAGUAUAUCGACCAUGCCCUACUAAUAUGUGGUUCAUCGUUCACUGAGGGGGAGGUGGCCGCUGAGCCAGAGUUCCAUGUCAUGGCCGCCGAGCCAGAGUUCCACGUCAUGGUCGCCGAGCUUGCACCACCUUCUGUCCCGGAUCCUCCGUGUGCUCCAUGCCAUGUCACAGCCAUGCCUGAGCCUGCUCCAUGCCAUGUCUCAGCCAAGCUUCAGUCUGCUCCAUGCAAUGUCUCAGGCUCACCUCUGGUCAACGAGCCAACACCAAACCUGCCACGGUCAACGAGCCAACGCCCACGUCUGCCACGGCCAACAAACCAACGUUGCAAGCCUCGUCCAUCCCACAGCCAGCGUUGCAAACCUCGUCCGUUCCAGAGCCAUCUCUCACUGGGCUAUUUGAUUUGGAAUUGGUUCCCACCCUUGUGCCCACCCUGAGUUCUCCUGAUCAGCCGGUUCCCCCCCAAGCCACCAGCUCGAUCAUCGCCCUCUGAGAUAUCCCAGACAUGGAAAACUUUCAAACCUCCAACUCCGCCUAGACCCUCCGAGCCCUGGACUCCGCCUUGGCCUGUCGAUCCCUCAAUAUCACCUCGGCUCUGCGUUCCCUCGGCUCCACUGCGGUCCUUCAGCCUCUCGGCUUUACCGGGGUCCCUCGUCCCUCAAGCUCCUCCUUGGUCUGUCAGUCACCUAGCUCCGCCUUGGCUCUCUGAUCCUCUGGCUACGCCUCGUCUCUCUGAUCAUUCAGCUCCACUGGGGACCUCCAUCCUUAUGGCUCCGCCUCAGUCUUCCGAUUCCCCCAGCUCUGCCUUGCUCCUCCGAGCCUCCGGCGCCGCCUUGGUCCUCCCUGCCUCCGGCUCCACCCUGGCCCUUCGAGUCUUCGGCUACUCUCUGGGUAUCCAGUUCUCCAUGGUUUCGCCCCUCGAGCCUCUCACGGCUCUGCCUUCCAUGGCUCCGCCCCUCGAGCCUCUUGGCUCCACCCCCCCAUGGGCUCUGCCCUGGUCUCAUGCUCCACACACUGUCUCACCAGGCCAUGCCCCACACCUUGUUUCACCAUGUUUCCAUGUCCUGCCACAUAACCACGUCAAGUCACCACACCAUGAUAAAAUUUGUAUACACUGAAGAGAUCCACUCGAGCCAGUUGUCUGUUUCUGUUUAUUUUUCAACUAUUCGUUUUUGCUGAGGUCAAAUUCACCCAGAACAGAAUUAAUGUUACUAGUUAAUGUUACUAAUCAUAGCAACAUUUCUGAAAAGUACAUGCUUACUUUGUGAUUCAGCAGAGGGAUUAGCUAUCAAUAAUAUCUCCCUAUACUGGGUUUUGAUUAGGACAGAGAAACAUAUUUGAACUGGACAGGGAAAAUUAAGAGGUUAUUUUCAAAUGUACAAUUAUAAUUUUUCCAAGUACAUGAUUAGGUACAUUUGCCUGUAUUAAAAUACUUAUUUUGACCUUACAUGCAACGUUGUGCUGUAAUAGCAUCAGUUUUACAAGACAGUUUAAACAUGUCAUGUUUACAUUCCUUGGUCAUCUCAAGGGGAUGUAAACACGUUUUCUUAUUUGCUCAAGAGACAAGAAACUUCAGGAAGGAACCAUGUGCAUUGGGUAAGUCUAUGCAGGCAGACGGUUGUUUAGCAAUUAAAAGAGUAUUCACCUCAUGUUAAAACUUACAGUACAUUUCUCAGUCACUCUUUGCAUUAUUUAAUGUUUUAUGUCUGAUAUGUUUCCAAUCCCUGGGCAACAAUUUUAUAUUUUUCCAACUUGCACAUAUAAAAAUAAAUAAUAAUAACAAUAAUCUUGUACAGGCUUAUUAAGGUUUAUUAAAGCAAUAGAUUUAUUAAAAGGAAUGGUAAUUCUGUCAUCAUUUACUCAUAUUUGACAUUCUUCUGUGGAACACAAAAGGAAGAUUUGCAGAAUAAAAAAUAAAAUAAAAUAAAAUAAAACGGCAACAUAAAUGUACUGUAAAAAUAGUCAAUAUGACUUUCGCUAUAUUAUACAUACACUAUACGUAUACAGUAUAUGUCUUUUAAAGCCAAACGUUAGCUUUGUGUGACCAAUGUAAGUUUAUUGUUAUCAAACCUGGUGCAACGUGUCAUUUGAUCAUUCUGAUCAUGUGCUGUUACUUUGUAUUGGUUGUGUUUCUUUAAAUUCAUUUUCAAUCUUGUUUGUUAAACUACUGUAUAUGAUAUGUCUAAUAAUUUAAAAGAAACCAUACAGAUUGACCAUUAGAAGAGACCUCACUGAACAAUCUAAAAUUGCUCAUGCAAUGCCACCAGUCUUAUAAUCGUUGUUCAGUUCCCCUCUAAGCAUUAGAACAGAUUCUUAGGCUUCAAGGGAUUGCAAGAUGUAACAGAGAUAGUUGUGCAGCGACUAAAUCUGGCCAGAAAAACCACAGUAAAAAAACAACACAAUCACGAGAGUGCAUCCUCAUGUAGGAUAGCCUGGAGAACAAAGGGGUCUAUUGGUCAAUUGUGUUCACAGUGUCACUGCCUGGUAGUGAAAGUUUUUGAGGAAAAUUGUCCAUUGUCAAUACUUGUCCUGCUGUGGUCAUACAGUCAGAGGUUGUGGUUUCACGAUUCAUCCCUGCUAUUUCUACAUAGAAAGGAGAUACUAAUCUGCCAUCAAUGUGGAGAGACUCAGAGAGGAGUCAGGACUUGAGAGAGGCAGACGCUCUCUCACGCACUGUACGAAAUGUGGGAUGCCAAGUGUUUAGUGCACUCUAACAGCUGUUAGAUGAUAAUGGGACAUCGUUCCAUUUGAUUGUGGAGCGGCAGACAUGUCAUAGAGCACACCUGAAAUGGAAUGUUGAGGGGCCACCGCAGUUUCGCGGGAAGGUUAUGGCCGGAUGGAUCGAGUGUCUUCUGGAGGUGUUUCCCUGCUGCAGCUUCCCAAGGUCUAUGGACCAGGAACAACAAGAACAGGCUGGCUGAGAUAAGACACCUGGAUGAGACACAUACCACAGGAUCACCACAGAUCAUAGAUAAAAAGUUUCUAUCACCAACAUGAGUUGGAGCUUUCUCACUCGUCUUCUGGAGGAAAUCCACAACCACUCCACGUUUGUGGGGAAAGUGUGGCUGACUGUGUUAAUCAUUUUCCGCAUCGUUCUGACAGCAGUGGGAGGUGAGUCGAUAUACUCAGAUGAGCAGACAAAGUUCACCUGCAACACUAAGCAGCCUGGCUGUGACAAUGUAUGCUACGAUUCCUUCGCCCCACUCUCACAUGUCCGGUUCUGGGUGUUCCAGAUCAUUAUGAUAUCCACCCCUUCUGUCAUGUACCUGGGUUAUGCCAUACAUAAGAUCGCCCGUACCUCGGAGGAGGAACGGCGCAAGAAGCAUAGACAUCAGAAGAGGAGUCACCACAGCCGUUGGAGAGAUGAACACCACCAAGGGGAGGUUUUAGAGGGUGAUGAUUAUGAUGAUGCAGAGCCAAUGCUCUAUGAAGAAGACACUCUGGAUGCACAUGAGGUUAAACCAGAGACAGACAAGGGCAAAAAGCAAGAUCUCGUGAAGCAUGAUGGUCGUCGCAAAAUCAUGCAAGAAGGGUUGAUGAGGAUGUAUGUGCUUCAGCUUUUAUCCCGUGCUAUCUUUGAGGUAGGAUUCCUCACGGGUCAGUAUCUCCUUUACGGCUUUCGUGUGAACCCCUUGUACAUCUGCAACAAGAUCCCAUGUCCACAUCGAGUAGACUGUUUUGUUUCACGACCCACAGAGAAGACCAUCUUUUUGCUCAUCAUGUAUGUCGUGAGCUGUCUUUGUCUACUGCUCAACGUUUGUGAGAUGUUCCACUUGGGAAUUGGUGCAUUUCGUGAUGCUCUUCUUAAGCGUCGAAGCCAAGGCCGACAACUUUCCUACGGCUACCCUUACUCCAGCAACAUACCUGCUUCUCCGCCAGGGUACAACCUAGUGAUCAAAGCAGACAAACCAGGUUGCAUUCCCAACAGCAUGCUAUCACAUGACCAAAACUUGGCCAGUGUUGUCCUAGAGCAACAUUGCACAAGUCCCGAUGAGAACAUUCCAUCUGACCUGGCUAGCUUGCACCACCAUUUACGGGUAGCUCAAGAACAACUGGACAUGGCUUUUCAGACAUACAGCACAAAAAAUGCUCAGACUUCCAGAGCCAGCAGCCCUGUUUCUGGUGGCACAAUGACGGAGCAGAAUCGGGUCAACACAGCCCAGGAAAAACAGGGUGCGCGACCUAAAGCCAGCACUGAGAGGGCUGGGACAAUAGUAAAAAAUGGAAAAACAUCUGUGUGGAUUUAAAUCUUAAUGGUAAACUAUUACUUGACUACUUGCACAGUAAGACCAUCAUCUUUGGAUGUUUUGGUCAGAAAACACUGUCCCUGCUGAACCAAGCUACUGUUAGUGAGGGCAUGGUAGAACACCAUGUCCCCAAUGUUCUAAUGAACCUUUAACAAAAAGCAACAAUGAAUAUACCAGUCUAGAUUUGUUUAGAGGGAUGGUAUUUAUUUCUGAAAAUAGGUUCAGUAGAACUUUCUUCAUAUUGCUUUACUUGUGCUCACCUAAACUCAGAAAAAUUCUUAAUGCGCUUCUAGAUUUAUUAUAUGAUAUAUUAUGUUUCUCUAAAUUCCAAUGCAUGCAAGUGUAUUGACCAUACUGGAAGUCUGUUAAACAAUUUUGACAUUCAUGGAUCACUGAUUUAUUUUAACUUUAUAAAAACAACCCUUAUGCAACUACUAUAUUUAAAGCAAACCAGGAGGAAACUGAGAAGCUACUGUACCUUGACACUGAAAAUAAAAUCC